Fonsecaea erecta is the source of this 879-nucleotide messenger RNA. RefSeq lists its product as hypothetical. Bases 1 to 879 code for a protein of 292 amino acids. Gene Ontology annotation, cellular component: cytoplasm. Gene Ontology annotation, molecular function: oxidoreductase activity, acting on the CH-OH group of donors, NAD or NADP as acceptor. NCBI's taxonomy places the organism in Eukaryota, Fungi, Ascomycota, Eurotiomycetes, Chaetothyriales, Herpotrichiellaceae. The record is from RefSeq and is a predicted model, not a curated record. The transcript is spliced from 4 exons.
AUGCCUGGGUUAAACCUCCAGGGUGCUUCGGCCAUUGUCACGGGGGCAGGCUCCGGCAUCAACUUGGCCUUUGCACGGGCCCUUUUUGAGAAAGGCUGCAAUGUCGUGAUCGCAGAUAUCAGCCUGCGACCCGAGGCACAAGCGUUCGUCGACUCCGCCGCAAAGAAAGGCGGCCCCAAGGUUGUCUUCCAGCCGACAGAUGUCACGGACUGGGCUCAGCUGGAAAGGACGUUCGAGGUUGCGAAGAAAGAGUUUGGCGCCGUGCCGGACCUGGUGUGUCCCGGGGCUGGAAUCUAUGAGCCCCCGGAGUCCGGGUUCUGGGGGGACGUUGACUCGCCCUCCCACUACAAGCUCUUCGACAUCAACAUCGUGCACCCGAUCAAGAUGACGCGAAUGGCGAUCCGGCACCUGAUGCGUGCAAAGAAGACGGGAACCGUGGUCUGCAUCGCCAGCGUCGCGGCCGAAACCGUCAGCGUCAUUACGCCCCUGUACCAGGCCUCGAAGCACGCUGUUGGCAGCUUCAUCAUGGGCAUGGGUGCUGCAGAGAAGUUCAGCGGCGUCCGCGUCGUCGGAGUUGCUCCCGGGGCCAUCGCGACGCCUCUACUCCUGGAAGACCCGGGCGUCAAAGGCUGGGUGGACCCCACCAAGGACAAGAUGCUCGAUCCCAGCGUGAUUGCUGACGCCAUGGUCGCGCUGGCCGAGAACCCCAACGACCGGUAUCCCGCGGGCACGCUGCUGGAGGUGGUUGACGAGGCUGUCGACACCUGGCGCAGCAUCCCCGUCUUCAAUAACCCGGGGCCCCCGAGGUUGAACUUGGUCAGCAACAAGGACAGCGCACUCGUGAAGAUUCAGAAGAUCUUGAAGGAGGAGGCCGAGUGA